AUGACUCUAUAAUAAUACCUUCAUGAUUCAGUAAUCAUUUUAAUAAGGAUUAUGUUAAUUUAUCACUAAUAAUUUGAAUGCAACAAUAAUAAUGCAUCUAAAAAAGGACAUGCAACCUCUGCGCAUGUCCACAAAGAUCAGCUGUGAAGGAGGCGGGGCUUCCGUGACACACCCGGAAGUGAGCCACACGUGUGUUGGUCUGUUCUCUCAGUAUCGCGGUGGGCAGAUGAUGUCAUCAACAGAGGACCAGCUGUGUCUGAACAUCUGCAGCAGCGUCUCCUUCCCCCCCAGGAAGAAGCCACUGACGACGCAGCAGAGAUGGACCAGAAAGAAGCAGUGGGCAGAGAAGAGGAGGGUGGAUUCCUCUGAAGAGGAGAAGAUGAUCAGCUCCUCCAAACAGAGGAGACGGGCCCAGGAGGAGGAGGAGGAGGAGGAGGAGGAGGAGGAGGUCACUCAGACUGACCAGAGGAAACUACAGAAGAAGAAGAAGAAGGAGGAGGAGGUGUUGACGACGGAGACAAGGAUCAUCAAGACUUCUUCUCUGUUCAGACAUAACCCGGAAAUCCCCGUCAUCCUCAGACCAGAUGUCUCCCAGUUAAAGGAGCAGAUCUUCACCAGCGACUCAUUUUCAGACCUGGACCUCCAUCCACACCUGGUGGCGACACUCAACAAAGUGCUGCAUGUUUCCACAGUGACCAGUGUUCAGAAACGCACGAUUCCAGUCCUUCUGUCGGGGCGAGACGCGGUGGUUCGUUCUCAGACGGGUUCAGGUAAGACGCUGUCCUACGCCGUCCCCGUGGUCCAGAGUCUGCAGGCGGCCCAACAGAAGGUCAAAAGGUCAGACGGCCCGCUGGCCGUCGUCAUUGUCCCCACCAGAGAGCUGGCCCAGCAGACAUUCCAGAUCUUCACAAAGCUUGUGAAGCCGUUCACCUGGAUCGUCCCCGGUGUCCUGAUGGGGGGAGAGAAGAGGAAGUCAGAGAAGGCCAGGCUUCGUAAAGGAAUCAACAUCCUGGUUUCCACCCCCGGGCGUCUGGUGGAUCACAUCCAGAACACCCUGAGCGUCGGCUUCAGCCGCGUCCGAUGGCUCAUCCUGGACGAAGCUGACCGGACGUUGGACAUGGGCUUUGAGAAGGAUGUGACCAUCAUAGUGAACCGUCUGAACAGCACUGGUUCCAGCAGGCAGAACGUCCUGCUGUCAGCGACAUUAACCCACGGUGUCACCCGGCUUGCAGACGUUUGUCUCAACGACCCGGUCCAAAUCCAGGUGUCUGGCCUUGCCUCCUCUGACCUUGUCACCUCGGGCUCCGCUGUGACCUCUGACCCCGGCUCACUUCAAUCAGAGAGCUUCGUUCUGCCCGAGGCCCUGAAGCAGUACGUGGUGGUGGUUCCCAGUAAGCUCAGAUUGGUCUGCCUGGCUGCUUUCAUACUGGAAAAAUGCAAGUUUGCUCAGGACAACAAAGUCAUUGUCUUCACCUCGAGCUGCGAGGCAGUGGAGUUCCUCCACAGCCUCUUCUCCUCCGUCCUCUGCGGAGCCUCAGCCAAUCAGAGGCCUCCGCUCAGCUUCCUGCGUCUCCACGGCAACAUGAAGCAAGCAGAGCGCUCGGAUGUCUUCCAGCAGUUCUCAGUGUCUCGGUGUGGAGUUCUGCUGUGUACGGACGUCGCAGCCAGAGGCUUGGACCUUCUUCAGGUCACCUGGAUCAUUCAGUACACUCCUCCCACCACGGCAGCGGAAUACGUUCAUCGAGUCGGUAGGACGGCUCGUAUCGGAGGAACAGGAAGCAGUCUUCUCUUCCUCACCCCCGCUGAGGCCGCCUUUGUUAACGAGCUGGCCAAUCACAACAUCAGCCUAUUGGACCUGAAGUUGCAGAACAUCCUGUCCACUCUGAUGCUGGAUGACGCCUAUAAGGGGCGGGGCAAAUACCACAGCCAGUCCUCAUCUAAAGCCCUGGAGCAGGAAACCAGAGAGAGGGCCACGGUCCUGCAGACUGAGUUUGAGAACUUCGUCCACUCGGACCUUCAGUCGGUGCAGAGGGCAAAGAGCGCGCUGCAGUCCUUCUUGCGGGCUUACACCGCUUACCCCUCCCACCUCAAACACAUCUUCCACAUCCGCUCCCUCCACCUGGGCCACGCCGCCAAGAGCUUCGGCCUGCGAGACGCUCCGCAGGGCCUGAGAGGCCCCGGGGCCCGCUGCCACAAAAACAACAACAACAACAACAAGGGGCCGAGGGUCCGCACCGCGGCAGUAAAGAGCCUCUCGGCCCGUCAGCACUCUGAGUUCUCCAGCGGUUUGGAGGCAGCUGACGCCAAGAAGAAGAAGAAGAAGAGUGCAGUGUUUGGCCAGGAGGAGGAGGAGUAAGAAUAAUUAGACUCUGAUGAAGAUGUUUGAUCUGUCUUGUUGGAAAAUAAAUGUAUUUUUUGUCUCAGGUUUA
Messenger RNA from Pungitius pungitius (ninespine stickleback), 2429 nucleotides. It is a transcript of the gene ddx31, whose product is annotated as DEAD (Asp-Glu-Ala-Asp) box polypeptide 31. Gene Ontology annotation, molecular function: ATP binding; nucleic acid binding. Gene Ontology annotation, cellular component: nucleus. The transcript is spliced from 21 exons. The record is from RefSeq and is a predicted model, not a curated record. Bases 92 to 2356 code for a protein of 754 amino acids. NCBI's taxonomy places the organism in Eukaryota, Metazoa, Chordata, Actinopteri, Perciformes, Gasterosteidae. Gene Ontology annotation, biological process: ribosome biogenesis.